This is a messenger RNA of Capronia coronata CBS 617.96, 564 nucleotides long. RefSeq lists its product as uncharacterized. Bases 1 to 564 code for a protein of 187 amino acids. Lineage: Eukaryota; Fungi; Ascomycota; Eurotiomycetes; Chaetothyriales; Herpotrichiellaceae. The transcript has a single exon. The record is from RefSeq and is a predicted model, not a curated record.
AUGGCGUCCUCCCAGCCAGAACCCUCGCUGGAGCAACACGAGCGGAUGCAGGAUGAUUACCAGCGAUUUCUGAAUGUGGCCUCGCUGGCUACGUGCAUUCUCGCGCCAGUCAUCAUAGCCCUGCCGCCGCGAAAGCUCGACGCCUACACCUUCUCUUUAGCCGGCGCCUUCGUUGUAUCUGCAAACUACCAGCUCAAAGAACGAUCAGGCCGUGGGUUUUGGGCUCGCAUCCCAACUCCAGCCGGCAUGCCGCAGCGCGCAAGAGAACUGCAACUUAAGCAGCAGGAAGCUCGGGCGCAGGAGGAGCAGCGGCUGCUUCGAGAGGCUGGCCGGCCGAAGAAAGGAUCUUUGUUGGAGGAGAAGGCCAAGGAGAUAUGGAUGGGCGGUGAGACCGAGGACUGGAAGGAACGACGAUUGCGCGAAGAGCAGGAGAAGAUCGCGAAUGGCGAGGGCUACGGGACGAUGAUCAUGGAUCAGAUCUGGGAAGUGUGGAACUGGGGAGAGACGAAGGGAGAGGAGCUCAAGGAGAAAGAUGAGGAGGCUGUGGAGAAAAAGACGGGUUGA